AUGCUGCUCUCAGGCUUGGUGUUGCUGACCUUCCUCUCCAAGCAUUUGAUGGACUUCCGAUUCUACCCGGCCUACGACUACGUGGAACUAAAGGCGCCUCCCCUUUUGAUCAACUACAAGGGCUCAUUGUCCGGGCACAUUUUCACUGACUCCGCCAAUGGCGAACUGGUCAGGGCGCGUGAUCUGUACUCGCGCGAGGUGGCCUUGUUCAAGGACUUCAAGACCGUUCUUUGGUACACCUCGGCCAUUGUGAUCUUCGCCACUCAUCUCUGCCUUGGAUGGAAGAAGUUGGUACCGGCGGAUGCCAUGCAGAUUCCACGUGACCACCAGAACUCCGUCAUCUACAUCGGCUGGGCUGCUGCAUUGGCGGUAGCCUUCAUGUAUGGGUCUGUGCCAUGGUAUGUCUACUUUGCUGAGCCCCAGGUUGUUGAGCAUGUGUGA
Messenger RNA from Symbiodinium pilosum, 441 nucleotides. The record is from the annotation of a GenBank genome assembly. Lineage: Eukaryota; Dinophyceae; Suessiales; Symbiodiniaceae.